This is a messenger RNA of Trifolium pratense (red clover), 534 nucleotides long. Its product is annotated as TIR-only protein-like. Bases 1 to 534 code for a protein of 177 amino acids. The record is from RefSeq and is a predicted model, not a curated record. The transcript is spliced from 2 exons. Gene Ontology annotation, biological process: signal transduction. NCBI's taxonomy places the organism in Eukaryota, Viridiplantae, Streptophyta, Magnoliopsida, Fabales, Fabaceae.
AUGGCAACAAGAUUAAUGGAACCAAGUGAUGUAUUUCUAAACCAUAGAAGCACCGAUACGAAGAGAACGGUUGCAACUCGUCUUUAUGACAACCUUAAAAGACAUGGUAUGAACCCUUUCUUGGAUGAAAAGAGCAUGAAACCGGGUGAUAAAUUGUUUGAGAAAAUAAACAAUGGAAUCAUGGAGUGUAAGAUUGGUGUAGCGGUUUUUUCACCACGUUAUUGUGAGUCUUAUUUUUGUCUUCAUGAACUUGCACUUUUAACGGCACUUAAGAAGAAGGUUAUUCCUAUAUUUUGUGAUGUUAAUCCUUCUCAAUUGAGGGUUGUUAAUAAUGCAAAAUGGUCGAAGGAGGAACAUAGGAGAUUUAGAUGGGCUCUUGAUGAAGCUAAGUACAUCGUUGGACUCACCUACAAUUCUUCAAAAGGGAAUUUGUCCGAAUUUGUGACCAAUGCUUCGGAAAUAAUCAUUGGAAACAUGAUAGAACUUGAGAAUGAAGAGGAGAUGAAGGAUAUACACUUGCCAAUUCCUGUUUAG